Vicia faba (fava bean) is the source of this 1353-nucleotide messenger RNA. The record is from the annotation of a GenBank genome assembly. NCBI's taxonomy places the organism in Eukaryota, Viridiplantae, Streptophyta, Magnoliopsida, Fabales, Fabaceae.
AUGGCUAUCAAUGCUUCCUCUCCCAACCAUCCUCCCCUCGCCGCUUCUCUUUCUCCACCCUGGACCCAGAUUGUCGCCUCCGCUGCACCUCCUUCCGCCACCGUUGUCGUUGACACUCCCUCCGUCACUCCGGCGGUGGAAGACAUCGACAAUAACUCCGGUGAAAACAAUGCCAAUAUUGGCCAGAGCCAGAGGAUUGUUUGGAACAAACCCUCCAAUGCUUCUUCUUCUUCGGUCAUGGAUGCUGAAUCAUGGCCUGCCUUGUCUGAAUCCGCCAAAGCUCCGGCGAAAUCACCACCACCGCCAUCACUAGAAGUGGGGGAAAGUUCUUUGGAUGCAUCAACCUUGCCUCAAUUGCAGGGUACUGGAACCAUGCUUCCCUUUCCACGUGACCGAGUUAGGGAUACUGCUAGCAUGAACAAUAGACCUCCAAUGCCAAUUCAUCAGAGACCUUAUAGGCGUCCGAAUCCGAACAUGACUUCCAAUGGAGGUUAUCCGUCGCAAUUCUCUGCGCCUCAAGGUUCCAUUGCUGUCCCACCAGGUUCACACAACCAUGCUCCAAAUUAUUAUCCACCUAGAGCUGGAUUUGUGCCUAAUGAUCAACCACAUCACCGAAAUUCAUUCAAGUACCGGGGUGGUGGUCAACAUCAACGCGGAGAUGGUUUUCAUCAUCAAAAUUAUGGGGGCAGGCGUGACCAAGUCCGUGGAAAUCAGGACUUGAAUGCUCACCAGAGGAACAAUUAUAGGUCUCCAAGCUUUGUUCCACCAUUUGUAAGGCCUCCACCGCCUGCUAAUACUGCACAAUAUUAUGUUCCUCCACCACCACAACCAGUAUGGCCUUUUGGUGGCUCAUAUGGAUAUUACGAACCACCGUCUCAAGUGUUAUAUAGACCAUCUAUGCCCAUGGAGCCGUUAGGAGGUGUUCCGUUUGUGCCAUCGAUACCACCUAAUGCAAUGACUUAUCAACCUUUUGAUCCCAAAUUGUAUACUAAGAUUGUCAGCCAAAUUGACUACUAUUUCAGUGAUCAAAAUUUAAUCAAUGAUGUUUACUUGAAAGGGAUAAUGGACAAUCAGGGCUGGGUUCCUUUAAAUUUAAUAGCAGGGUUCAAACUAGUCGCACAUUUGACUGACAAUAUUCAGAUUGUAUUUGAUGCUGUUCGGACUUCAUCUGUGGUUGAAAUGCAGGGUGGCAAAAUAAGGAGGCGACAUGGUUGGUGGAAAUGGAUCACGCCUUCUACUCAGUCUGAGAAUGUUACAAGCUCCGAAGCUGUUGGAGAGCUAGCAAAUAGAGUCCAAAACAUUGAUCUGGAAAAAACUGAAAACCAAGAUCACUCAGCAUCUGCACAAAAUUAG